AUGUCUUGGUGGGGAAAAUCAAAAGACCCCAAGCCGGAGGAGAAGAAGAACGAGGCAACUCAGAUCAAGGAUGCUAUCGUCGAAAAGCUCCCUUCGAAGGAAGAGCUCCGCGAGAAAUCUCAGCAAACCGUCCAGACCGGCAAGAACGGAAAUGUCUUUGACGACAUAGCAGAGGAUUCCAAUGUUCGAUAUGCGGCGUAUGCCACGCGAAUCCGAACGAUUCUCCUCUCAGCGCACCGAUAUGUGGCAUACACAUCUGAUAUAGGUGAAUCAUUCAGGCCCGUAGCUCACCCGAAUCUCGUCCGCGGCGCCUACGGUGUAUCCUGGCUGUACCUCAUCGGUGAUGUCUCGUACGAAGGUUACAAGUCGUACUGGCACAACCAGCGUGUCUUGAACCCAAGUGUGCAGCUCACUCCUCGACAAGAGAAGGUUACAGGCCUGCCCGCCACCGAGAUACGCGCGCUCCAGCCGGGAACCGUGGCACCGCUCGACGACUACCGCACCGUCAUGGUGCAGCGUGCCAUCUUCCAGAGUUUGGCCAGUAUGGGACUACCCGCUUUCACAAUCCACAGUGUCGUGAGGUAUUCCGGCCGAGCUAUGAAGGACAUGAAGAACAAGGCCAUCAGAACAUGGGCUCCCAUUGGUCUUGGUCUCGCUAUUGUGCCCUUCCUGCCAGCAAUGUUCGAUGAGCCUGUUGAGAACGCGGUUGAAUGGGCGUUCCACAAAGGCUUCGAGACCUUUGGCGGAAAAAGUGCUGUGGGCAAUGCGCCUACGAUGGGUCGUGAGGAUUUGUUGACCAAGAAGCCUAAGGAGAAGGAGCUGUAA
Messenger RNA from Fusarium sp. VM40, 825 nucleotides. NCBI's taxonomy places the organism in Eukaryota, Fungi, Ascomycota, Sordariomycetes, Hypocreales, Nectriaceae. The record is from the annotation of a GenBank genome assembly.